Messenger RNA from Phaethon lepturus (White-tailed tropicbird), 1452 nucleotides. RefSeq names its product deleted in malignant brain tumors 1 protein-like. Bases 1 to 1452 code for a protein of 483 amino acids. Gene Ontology annotation, cellular component: membrane. The record is from RefSeq and is a predicted model, not a curated record. NCBI's taxonomy places the organism in Eukaryota, Metazoa, Chordata, Aves, Phaethontiformes, Phaethontidae. The transcript has 5 exons.
AUGCUCAGAAGGGUGCGGAUACCUUUGGACCACGGCAAUCCUGACCAUAAAACUAAACCUUUUACUUCUAAAGGUUACCUAUUAACCUUCGCGGUGCACUACAAAAUUAAAAAAACAGUUAAGCUGCAAUUAGUGAACGGUUCAAGUCGCUGUGCUGGGAGAGUGGAGGUGCUUUAUCGCCAGCAAUGGGGAACUGUUUGUGAUGACAACUGGGAUAUAAUUGAUGCUGAAGUUGUAUGCUGGCAGCUGAGCUGCGGGACCGAUCUAUCUGCUCCUUCUUCAGCUUACUUUGGGGGAGGGCCUGACCCCAUUUGGCUUGAUGAUGUGACCUGCAAAGGAACUGAAGCUGCCCUCUCCGAAUGCAGUGCAAAACCUUGGAGAAGCCAUAACUGUGUGCACGGAGAAGAUGCUGGUGUUGUGUGCUCAGGCUUUGCAGAACCUGCCCUGCUUCGAUUAGCGGAUGGAUUGACCCACUGCUCUGGGAGAGUCGAGGUGUUUUAUGGCCAGCACUGGGGAAGUGUGUGUGAUGACGGCUGGGACUUGGUCGCGGCAGAAGUGGUGUGCAGGCAGCUGGGCUGUGGGAAGGCCUUGUUUGCUACCCAUGGGGCUUACUUUGGGCAAGGAUCUGGCCCCAUUUGGUUUGUCGAUGUCAAUGCACAGGGACAGAAGCUGCUCUCGGCCAGUGCAGAGCCACUCCUUGGGGAAGCCAUAACUGCGGGCAUGGAGAAGAUGCUGGCGUGGUUUGUACAGGUACCCAUCACUCAUGGCAAGCUGUUUCUGGGUGAUGCUUUCAGACAGAUCCUGACGGACCUGUCCUUCAGCACAAAUAGGUCUUCCAAAGACAGAUUUGCUGAGCUGCUUCCAGUCCAGCUGGAGAAUGGUUCGAGCAACUGCUCUGGGAGACUCGAGGUGUUUCAUGAGCAGAAGUGGGGAACUGUCUGCGACAACAGCUGGGAUUUGACCGAUGCUCAAGUGGUGUGCAGGCAGCUGGGCUGUGGGACAGCGGUCUCAGCCCCUGGCUCUGCUCGGUUUGGACAAAGAACUGGCCAAAUUUGGCUGGAUGACGUGAACUGUGCAGGAGCUGAAACUGUCCUCACCGAGUGUCGGGCCAAGCCUUGGGGGGACCACAACUGUAACCAUGGAGAAGAUGCUGGUGUGGAGUGCUCAGGUGUUGCGGAACCAGCUCCCGUCCGGCUUGUGAACGGCCCGAAUCAUUGCGCUGGCAGAAUCGAGGUGUUUCAUGAGAUGCGGUGGGGAACUGUGUGUGGUGACGGCUGGGAUAGAGCUGAAGCCAGCGUGGUGUGCAGGCAGGUCUGCUGUGGGGCAGCGCUGUCAGCCCCAGGUUCGGUUCAUUUUGGGCAAGGGCCUGACCCCAUCUGGCUGGACGAUGUGAAUUGCUCAGGGCAUGAAGCUGCCCUCUCUGAGUGCAGGGCUCAGUCUGCAAUCCCAUAA